AUGGCACCCAUCAGGUUGGGCGUGAUUGGACUUUCCGCUGAAGGUUCCUGGGCCGCUGGUUCUCAUUUGCCCUAUCUGCUGCAAUCCUCGCACUACCGCAUCACGGCUCUUCAGAACAGCAGCAGAGCUUCUGCCGAGAAGGCCGUCCAGAAGUACAGUCUUCCUGGCAAUGUCGCCUGCUACGGCGAUGUGGAAUCUCUCGUGCGCGAUCCGAACGUCGACGUAGUUGUUGUUUCCGUCAAGACCCCGACUCACUACGGAUUGGCCAAGCCCGCGAUCGCGGCCAAAAAAGACGUCUUCGUGGAGUGGCCUCUUGGUGCAAACCUGAGAGAAGCAGAGGAGCUCACGUCUCUCGCCACGUCGCAGCAUGUGAAGACCAUGAUCGGGCUCCAAGCACGUCAGAAUCCGAGCAUCCGCAAGGCCAAGGAAAUGGUUGCUUCAGGAAAACUGGGCGGUAUCUUAGGGACGACGAUGAUUGGGUCUGGUAAGAUAAUGGGUCGAGUAAUGCCAGCACCUCUCGAAUACGAAUUGUCCAUCGAGGCCGGCGCCAAUCUUGUCACCAUCCCUGCUAUGCAUGCAAUCGAUGCGCUUUGCUUCGUGCUGGGGGAGUUCAAAGACUUGCAAGCCACUCUGGCCAAUCACCGACCAAAGAUGCCCAUAGUCGAUCCGACUACCGGCAAAGUGCAAAAAAUCGUCGACAAGACCUGCCACGAUUAUAUGAGUGUGACAGGGACGUUGGCGCGGGGAGGUGUGGCGUCUGUUGUGUACCAGGGCGGUCAUUCUCUGACAGGCAAUGACUUCUACUGGGAAAUCAAUGGAACCCAAGGCAGCCUGAUUCUAGAAGGACCCAGUGGACUUGUCGAGAUGUUUCACCCAACCAUCAAGUUCGUGAAGGCAGAGGAAGAGGCAUCGUUCAAAUCAUUUGACGAUGGAAAAGGCCCGCAACCGGAGGAGGUCAAGGUGGAAGUCGCCUCCGACUUCGCGUACAACGUCGGCCAGGCUUGGGACGCAUUCGCUGGUGCCGGGUCUGGGACCGUCACUACAUUUGAAGAUGCCUUGGUCAGGCACAAAAUGAUCGACGCGAUUUAUAGAAGCAGUGAGAAGGGGACCCGGGAGACGUACAUCUAA
This is a messenger RNA of Cladophialophora immunda, 1128 nucleotides long. RefSeq lists its product as uncharacterized. The transcript has 3 exons. The record is from RefSeq and is a predicted model, not a curated record. NCBI's taxonomy places the organism in Eukaryota, Fungi, Ascomycota, Eurotiomycetes, Chaetothyriales, Herpotrichiellaceae. Gene Ontology annotation, molecular function: nucleotide binding. Bases 1 to 1128 code for a protein of 375 amino acids.